AUGAUGAGUGUAAAAAUUAUUCGAAAUCUUCGUUUAGUCAUUGCAUUAGUUACUCUAGGUGCCACUUAUUUCUUAGUUUCUUCUUUUUAUUCAUCAUCAAAAGAAGUGUCAACAACAACGACAACCACUACCACCAUCCCAAUUCUUUCAAACAAGACAGUCCCAUCAUUGGUUUCAUCAAAACCAAAGGAGAAAAAUACCAUUCGUGUUGCUGUUGUUGUUUCAUUAGCGAAACAAACAUCACACAUCGCUGAAUUUCAUUUACUUUAUGAUUCAUGGCGUUUCCUUGAACAUUUCUCACCAUUAUCUCAACAAGUCAAAGUCGAUCUGAUCGUUUUCUGUGAACAGCCGAGUUGUUCGCAAUUACCUUCGUUCUGUUUACCACUUUCCUUCAACAACAAGUUACAACCAAAUCCAUCGUGUUUUUACGAAGAACUAUCGGUGAAAAUCGUUGAAGAAUGGAACGAUUACCUUUAUAUGACUUCAAUUGCUUUCCUAUUAACGCCACAAUAUCGAUCAACCAUCCUUAAAUAUGAUUGGAUCUUACGCGUCGAUCAAGAUGCAAUUAUAAGUCCAGCUCUUCUCUUCGGCUUGUUAGAUAAACAUCCAGUGAAAUUGUACGAUAUGCAAUUUGGUUCGACGGGCCAUGGUACUGAAUUCACAUAUAAACGCAUUAGAGAUAUCGCAAAAAAACUAGGUUAUAAACAUAUGGGUAUACAUAAUUUAUGUUCAACGUGGUUAGUUCAUCCCAAUGAUUCGAUUCAAAUUGCAAAUCUAACUACCCUCAUCGGACGACAUUUUCUUAAGAAUGAAUACGGACCACAUGUUUCAGGUAUUGAAAAUUUACCUGCGAUCGGCGAAUGGCCAAAAUGGUGGCGUGGUGUGACAUCUUUAUAUGCUGCUAGUAUCGCUAUCAAUCAUAUUUAUUCGUCAACGAUUGCUGCGCAUCAUCAAUCACCCGCAAUCGAUCAUCCAUCGUUUUCAACUAGUUCAAUAUGGCAUGCCUGGCAUAUUCAUUCUUUGCAUAAUUCUGAACCGUUUGCAAAGUUUCAACAUCGUGAUCACUUGCAAGAAUUUAUAAAGGAGGAUCCAACGAAACGAAUUAUUCGAAUGUCCAAUACAACCUAUACGCAAGAAGUUUUAAACGCAGUCAUAAAAGAAUUUCAUGAAAUUUAUUAUAAUAAUGGCAAAUUUAAUGGCAUCAUAUCUGUUCGAACUUAUGUAACUGCUUUAGCGUGGCAAAAAGCACAUGCAGCUACAGGUGCGAUUAAUUUAAAUUGA
Adineta ricciae is the source of this 1281-nucleotide messenger RNA. The record is from the annotation of a GenBank genome assembly. Lineage: Eukaryota; Metazoa; Rotifera; Eurotatoria; Adinetida; Adinetidae.